AUGAAAGGUAUGGUAGAAAAAACUUUAGAAAGUUUAUCAGCUGUAAGCCAACAGGAUGCAAGAUUCAACGGAAGUCAGAAUUUGGUUAUAUGCUCGAUUCUUUCGUUGCCCUCGACAUUGGCUGAACCAUUAAAGGAAUUGGAAAAACCGGAUGAACUUAAAAUCGGUGAAUUAGUUAAUACAGAAGAUCAAGAAGAAGUGGAAGAGAGUGAAGAAUAUGAAGAACUGUGUACGCCUGUAAUUGUUGAAAGUGCUGUUAAAUCAUUGUCUGAUCUUGCCAAAGACGUUAUCAUUGCAGAUUUUAUCAGAAUUGUAGGGAUGAAAUCUUUGUUCGAUAGUUUGAAAGAAGCCGAUCGAGAAAUGAUUUUAUCGAAUAUUGAAGAACUUCCAUUGAAGUUGUCUUUACAGCUAAUUUCAGAUGACAUUUAUUGGAAACGUUGCUGUUUAAACAUUUGUGCAGUAGACGAUAAAUUUCAGUAUAAAUUACCUUGGAAAAAUAUAUAUGUAGAACAUUAUAUAAAAGAAAAGAUCCAAAAUUUUGAUCCGUUAAAGGAUAGUUACGAUGAACUUUCAGAUUAUUUGAAAUUGUGCUCUGAUUUUAUGAAGAGUCUUAAAAUAUCACAACUUAAAUCAAUAGAAAAAGAUUUAACAAUAACGAAUAUAGAAAACUUUGAUGAUGACAUUAUUGAGGAAAGACUGAAUUGGAGUAUUUUAGCACCAUACAUGCCAAAUUUACAAGAAUUGGAGAUUUCGUAUGAUAUGAAGAGUUCCAGCAGUAAAUACGACAUGCAUAUACUUAAAACUGUUAGUAGCGAUUGUAUGUGUUUGGGACAAUGCCUAAAAACAUUAACUUCUUUAAAAAUUCUCUGUUUGAAAGACUGUAACUUGGAUGACGAUAACGUUCUGUAUUUAGUAUCACAGUUAAUCAAUCAUAAGUGUUUACAGUCGUUAGACUUAAGACAUAAUUACGUAAAUAAUGAGAGUUGCCAGGCUCUAGCUCGUCUUCUCUUAUCAGACUGUCCUAUUAAUAAAUUAAUUUUAGUUAAUAAUCGUAUAGGAAGCGAAGGCGCGAAGUAUCUGUCCACUGGACUUAGACGUAACAAUAAGCUACAGCAUCUCAAUCUGACUUUAAAUAAGAUAGAGGAUGAUGGAGGAGUUAGCUUAUGCAAAGCUCUUGUUAAUAAUUCGACUUUGAAGAGACUAAGUGUCGCUGGAAAUAGACUAAAUCAAAGAGCAGGAGAAGCAUUUGCUUACAUUGUUAAAACUACAUCAUCAUUAACACAUUUGGAUUUAUCUGCUAAUGAUUUAGGAAUCGAAGUCGGAUUUCGGAUGGAGAAAGCUAUUAAAUUAAAUAAGAAUCUCAGAGUUCUCGACGUAAGACUUUGCGGAUUCAAUAUGAAAACGGAGAAUAUAAUUAAGGAUAUAAUGUUGGAAAGAAUGGAAGACUGUGACGGAUUUGUCAUUUUAUAAAAAUGUUUCCUUACUCGUCUUUAAAAUAAAACAUGUUAUAAAUUAAUUUUACAAAGUGUUU
Messenger RNA from Centruroides sculpturatus (bark scorpion), 1531 nucleotides. Its product is annotated as T-complex-associated testis-expressed protein 1-like. Gene Ontology annotation, molecular function: protein binding. The transcript is spliced from 4 exons. Bases 1 to 1470 code for a protein of 489 amino acids. The record is from RefSeq and is a predicted model, not a curated record. Lineage: Eukaryota; Metazoa; Arthropoda; Arachnida; Scorpiones; Buthidae.